UGAUGUUAUAGGACUGUCAUCUGAGGAAGAAAAUCAAGGUUAGUCAAAAAUGAUAUAUCUUUUGCCUGUUUGUUACGAUCGCUUACUUUUGCUACUGGGAAAUUGCUUGUGUUUCUGGCUAUUGUGGCUACGCUAAUAUAACGCUAUAUUGUGUUUUCGCUGUAAAACACUUGAUAAAUCGGAAAUAUUGUCUGGAAUCACAAGAUGCCUGUCUUUCAAUUGCUGUACACUAUGUAUUUUUCAGAAAUGUUUUAUGAUGAGUAAUUAGGUAUUUGACGUUGGUGUCUGUAAAUAUUAUGGCUGCUUUCGGUGCAAUUUCUGACUGUAGCUGCAAUGUAAACUAUGAUUUAUAUCUGAAAUAUGCACAUUUUUCGAACAAAACAUAUGCUAUACAAUAAAUAUGUUAUCAGACUGUCAUCUGAUGAGGUUGUUUCUUGGUUAGUGGCUAUUUAUAUCUUUAUUUGGUCGAAUUUGUGAUAGCUACUGAUGGAGUAAAAAACUGGUGGAGUAAAAAAAGUGGUGUCUUUUGCUAACGUGGUUAGCUAAUAGAUUUACAUAUUUUGUCUUCCCUGUAAAACAUUUUAAAAAUCGGACAUGUUGGCUGGAUUCACGAGAUGUGUACCUUUCAUAUGCUGUAUUGGACUUGUUAACUUCUACCGAGUACCGAUUCCGGGUCCGGGCUUGAAAAUAGACAACUUACGGUGAUCGCCACAAAUAGUCAUAUUAAACAUUCCUGAAAAUAAAAGUGUCUCACAUGCUUCAAAAGCCUCGAAUCUUGCGAAUCUAACUGCGUUGUCAGAUUUAAAAAAUGAUUUACUGCGAAAGAAUAGGAUGCGAUUAUCUGAGCUCAGCGCUCCAUAAAUAAAUACCUUUCCAACCAGCACAAGCGUAACAGUAUAACAGAUUGCAUUGAAACAAAUGGCUUACCUGUGGAAAAUCUUCUCUGUUUGCAAUCCCAAGGCUCAUUGUUACACACUGAAUGGUCUUUUGUUCGGUUAAAUCCAUUUUUUAUAGCCUAACACGAGGCAUUUUGUGAACGCUUAUGUCGUUGAAUUUCAUGUCAUAAAAUUUUGGGCGAAACAUCCGACCUGAAUACACUGACUAAACCUGACGUUAUCCAGUCAUGUUUGGUUUCCUUGAAAUCAACAGUUUGUUUGUAACACAACCAAACUUGAUGGGUCAUUUUGCGGGACGGAUUGAUCUGAAAAAAAACGAUUGCAAGACAACGACCUCCGACCUCAUUUAGGCACCAAUCGGAGGACCACUGUCUCUUUGAUUGACUGUAUUUUAACCCAAUUACAACUCACCGUCUUGAAAUCUAGCUGGUUAGAUAGCCAAUGAACAGAGCUAAAUGGCACUAUCAAAUGGUCAUUUGUUUGGAGACGAACUCACACGGAGAACGUGUGCGCCACAGCAGUCUUUGCAUUUCGCAUUUCAACGAGGAAGGACUGAAAGUUAUUACGCACAGCGGUAUUUCGGCAACGUGCAUCUACAACUCUAUUUUCAUCGAAAAUCAUGGCUAAUAAGUCUGGGAAAGCUAAGUCCAAGACUAGAUAUAGCAAUGUAGAGGCAAUUUUAGAAGAACUUCAUCGUGAUACAGAUACAGAAAUGUUCUCUGAGGACGAAUCUGUGGGAGAUGCGUCUUAUGAUUCUGAAACGGAGGCAUAUUUCUUGGAAGGAGAGGAUAUCGUUUUGGAUUGUGGCACUGAUUCCGACUGGGAGCCCCCAGCACCGCCCCCAGCGCCAACUUGUUCUUCCAGCCGGACCCCUGCUGUCUCUGGGCCAUCUACCGGUGUGAAGGCACCGACAAAGAGGCGGAAGAAGGGCAUUGGCACACUGUCCUGGAAGUUGAUGUGGAGCCACCCCAGCCAACUUUCCGACCGAAAAGGGAGCCUGGACCUCAGGACUUUCUUCUAUCAUUUCGUCGACAUUGCAGUUGUGAAUGCAUUCAUCCUACACAAGGAAAUGGCUAAGAGAUGUGGAAAGCCCUUCCUCACACAGAAAGCCUUCAGAGAGCAGCUCAUCAAGGAGCUUGCUGGCUACAGCACCACUGCACCAAGCCCUGUUCCUUCUGCACCUGCCACAAGUGUUCAUCUGCCCAGAUAUAUUUGUGCAGACAUGGAUGUGCCUAAGGGCCAAAGGGGCACAGCAUGGAGGCGUUGCUGUGUUGUUUGUAAGAUGAAGUCGCCCAUCACAUGCACCACAUGCGCGGUGACCCUUUGCUUUACAUCAGAAAGAGACUGCUAUGGCAUCUGGCAUCGACAGCAGAAUAUUGUGUAGAGCUUUGGCAAAGUGGGUGGGGUUAUGUUAUAUCUGGAGUACUGUUCCUGUCUUAUCCUGUGUGAAUUUAAGUAUGCUCUCUCUUUCUCUCCUUCUUUCUCUGAGAACCUGAGCCCCAGGACCAUGCGUCAGGACCCCCUGGCAUGAUGACUCCUUGCUGUCCCCAGUCCACCCGACCUUGCUGCUGUUCCAGUUUCACCUGUUCUGCCUGCGGCUAUGGAACCCAACCUAAACUGUUCAUUUUUACUCUUGAGGUGCUGUCCUGUUGCACCCUCUACAACCACUGCGAUA
This is a messenger RNA of Salvelinus fontinalis (brook trout), 2571 nucleotides long. RefSeq lists its product as uncharacterized. NCBI's taxonomy places the organism in Eukaryota, Metazoa, Chordata, Actinopteri, Salmoniformes, Salmonidae. The record is from RefSeq and is a predicted model, not a curated record. The transcript is spliced from 2 exons. Bases 1516 to 2280 code for a protein of 254 amino acids.